This is a messenger RNA of Neoarius graeffei (lesser salmon catfish), 1236 nucleotides long. RefSeq lists its product as uncharacterized. The record is from RefSeq and is a predicted model, not a curated record. Lineage: Eukaryota; Metazoa; Chordata; Actinopteri; Siluriformes; Ariidae. The transcript has 4 exons. Gene Ontology annotation, molecular function: nucleic acid binding; zinc ion binding. Bases 1 to 1227 code for a protein of 408 amino acids.
AUGGCAGAAGAAUCAGAUGGUUAUAGACAAGAUAAAGAGAAGGUGGAUGAUGAUGAUGAUGAUAUGUUUUGGGAGGAAGUGAGGAGAAGGCAAGUGAGACGACGAAGAUCAGAUGGUAGCAAUAGUAGCGGAUCUGUAGAAACAGUUAAGAGAAGUAAACCUAUGAGUAAACCUGAUAAGGAACCAGCUUGGAAAGUUAUCAUAGUUUUUGAACAACAAGGGCCAGAUUUACACCCCAUUCAUGUCACCAAAGCCAUAGAAAAAGAAAUAGGUAAAAUCAAUCAUGCACGCUUCUUAGGAAAUGGAAGACUAAUGAUUUUUGCGAUAUCUGAAGAUCAGAGAAGGGAAAUCUUAAAGAAAACAUCACUAAAUGGAUAUAAAAUAACAUCACACGUCCCAGGAGCAAUAGCUAAGAAAAGAGGAGUUAUAACAGGGAUUCCAGUUUCAGUAUCCAUUGAAGAUAUUAAGAAUAACCUGAAAGGAGGAGAGAUAGUGGAUGCAAAACGACUCACCAAAGGUAAAGAGAAAACAGAAAGCCUAUCGAUUUUACUUCACUUUAAAGAUGAAAUGCCUGACAAGAUACAAAUGGGUUUCAUGUGCUACCCAGUGAGAGAAUAUAUUCCUCCCCCUUUGCGAUGUUUUAAAUGCCAACGAUUUGGACAUGUAGCAGCCCAAUGUAAGGGUAAACUUAGAUGUGCAAAGUGUGGAGAAGGACAUGAAUAUGGGAAAUGUGGAGAAAAUGCUCAGUUAAAAUGCUGCAAUUGUGGAGGUCAGCAUAGUGCUGCUUAUGGAGGAUGUGAGAGGCAGAAAGAAGCAAAGGAGGUCCAGAAAUAUAAAGUAACUUAUCAUGUCUCAUAUGCAGAUGCAUUAAAGGAAAUAAAUAAAGCUAAGAAAGACACCAAUGCUAAUAGAAAUGUCUCCCCAUCAAAGCAAGUUUCUUGGACUCCAAUAAGUUAUGCCCACAGCUCUAGCUCUGUAAGACAGAAUGAUGAUGGGACCAAUAUGUCUCAGCUAACAAAGUGGAAUGCAAGAAGUCUAAUUGCAAAUGGACAGGAGUUUAAAAGAUACUCAGAACACAGACGACAGUGGAAAGAAAGAGAGGCAGAAAAUGGAAUAGUGAAUAUCCUGAAAGAAGAAGGAAUGCAAAGAGAUAAAAUGAAAUCCCUAUUUAUUUUUCUCAAUAACUCAGGUGGCGGUAUGCACCAAAGAGAUGUAAUCUGCCAAUAAACUAAGAAG